UUUGCAUGAACAGAGAAGCAGUAUGCACCGACCAAACUGGCUCAGACUAACAGGAACAGCAGAGAGGCGAAACACAGAGCAGCAACCAGUGUGGGGAUACAUGACUAACUGAAAAAAUAGCAGGGAGAAGCAAUGUCUCUCAGAGCAGAGGAGGAUCUCUGCUGCUCCAUCUGUCAGGAUGUCUUCAAUGAUCCUGUUGUCUUGUUCUGCAGCCACAGCUUCUGUAGAUCCUGCCUGAAUAACUGGUGGGAUGGGAAAGUCAUACUGGAGUGUCCUCUAUGUAAGAAGAGAUCGGCCACAAGGGAUCCUCCCAGCAACCUGGCUUUAAAAAAGCUCUGCGAGAAAAUCCUUUCGAAGGGAAGGAAGAAACCUGCUCCAAAGCCAAAGGUUAUCUGCCGUCUCCACGGUGAGAAAUUCAAACUCUUCUGCGUGGAGCACAGGGAGCCUUUGUGUCUCGUUUGUCAGCAUUCAGAUGAACAUGCUGGACACAAGUUCAAACCCAUCAAUGAAGUCGCCGAGGGGCAGAAGACAGAGCUCAGAAAGGCCCUGGGGCCCCUACAGCAGAAGCUGAAGGUCUUCAGAGAGGAGAAAGGAAACCUGAAUGAGACGGUGAAGCACGUUAAGCUCCAGGCUGAACAGACGGAGGGACGGAUCAGGGAGCAGUUCAGGAAGCUACGUCUGUUUCUCCAGAGGGAAGAAGACACCAGGAUUGCUGCUCUGAGGACAGAAGAAAGCAAGAAGAUCCAGACGUUAAACCUAAAGAUUGAUGCCCUCAAUAAAGAGAUUGCUGCUCUUUCCCGGAGCAUCAAUGAAACAGAAGGAAUGCUGAAAGCUGAGGAUGCUUUGUUGCUGCUGAAAUUCAAGACUGCUGUGCAAACUCUCCGACAGCGCCCCCUGCUGGACGACCCGCAGCCCGUCUCAGGGGCCCUGAUAGAUGUGGCCAAACACCUGGGAAACCUCCCCUUCAACAUCUGGAGCAAGAUGAAACAUCUGGUGUCCUACACUCCUGUGGUUCUGGACCCGAACACGGCCAACUUUGAGCUCAUCCUGUCCGAGGAUCUGACCAUGCUGAGAUGCGGACAGAAACAGAACCUCCCGGACAACCCAGAGAGGUUCGACUUCUUCCGCAUCGUCCUGGGCUCUGAGGGCUUCAUGUCAGGAAUCUACAGCUGGGACGUUGAUGUUGGAGAAAACACAGACUGGUUUGUGGGCGUCGCUUCACAGGGAGUCCAGAGGAAAGGAAUUCAUCCGACCCGUCUGUGGAGAAUAGGGUGCUUGAAGGGUAAAUACACAGCUAGGGCCCUUUCAGAACCUUCCACGGUUCUGGCGGUGAACGGAAGCCUCAGCAGGAUCAGGGUCCUCUUGGACUGGAACAGGGGGAAGCUGAUGUUCUUCGAUCUUGAUAGUAACACUAUCAUUCACACCUUCACUCACUCCUUCACUGAGAAACUGUUUCCAUACCUCAACACCUCCAGUGAAUCACCGCUGAAGAUAAUACCUGAACCUUUAUCUCUGAGGCUGAGUUCAAACAAAUAGCAAAGCUGCUAAAAUCCUCCAGGAGCUUCAGCAUCGACCAAAAUCCACCAAAUCAUCCUGUGAUGAAGUCGGUGUUGUUCCAUUAUUAUUAAAAGCAAAGAAGUUUUGAUACAAAUGCGAUGCAGAAAUUUUAAUUUAGCAGUUUUCCUAAUAAAAAAAAAAAGUUUUGAGACUAAAUUUAGUGUUUAGGGCGUAGAGCUUGGAAUCCUGAGCUUCUGAGUUCGAGCCCCACUCCCACAGACUGCCACUCUGGGUCCCUGAGCAAGACCCUUAUACUGCUCUGACUGUGACUAACUGGAUGUGCUCUCUUCAUCCUCUGA
Cyprinodon tularosa is the source of this 1856-nucleotide messenger RNA. RefSeq names its product tripartite motif-containing protein 35-like. Gene Ontology annotation, molecular function: protein binding; zinc ion binding. The record is from RefSeq and is a predicted model, not a curated record. The coding region runs from base 133 to 1536 and encodes 467 amino acids. NCBI's taxonomy places the organism in Eukaryota, Metazoa, Chordata, Actinopteri, Cyprinodontiformes, Cyprinodontidae. The transcript has a single exon.